This is a messenger RNA of Homo sapiens (human), 4342 nucleotides long. It is a transcript of the gene HAPLN4, whose product is annotated as hyaluronan and proteoglycan link protein 4. The record is from RefSeq and is marked validated. Gene Ontology annotation, biological process: inhibitory synapse assembly; cell adhesion; synaptic transmission, GABAergic. Gene Ontology annotation, molecular function: structural constituent of synapse-associated extracellular matrix; hyaluronic acid binding. Gene Ontology annotation, cellular component: gel phase of interstitial matrix; perineuronal net. The coding region runs from base 73 to 1281 and encodes 402 amino acids. NCBI's taxonomy places the organism in Eukaryota, Metazoa, Chordata, Mammalia, Primates, Hominidae. The transcript is spliced from 5 exons.
AGUCUUAACCGGGUGUGCGGGGAGCGCAGUCCGGGUGCGUAGGGGCCGCUCGGCGGGGGCCGCGCGGGCAAGAUGGUGUGCGCUCGGGCGGCCCUCGGUCCCGGCGCGCUCUGGGCCGCGGCCUGGGGCGUCCUGCUGCUCACAGCCCCUGCGGGGGCGCAGCGUGGCCGGAAGAAGGUCGUGCACGUGCUGGAGGGUGAGUCGGGCUCGGUAGUGGUACAGACAGCGCCUGGGCAGGUGGUAAGCCACCGUGGUGGCACCAUCGUCUUGCCCUGCCGCUACCACUAUGAGGCAGCCGCCCACGGUCACGACGGCGUCCGGCUCAAGUGGACAAAGGUGGUGGACCCGCUGGCCUUCACCGACGUCUUCGUGGCACUAGGCCCCCAGCACCGGGCAUUCGGCAGCUACCGUGGGCGGGCUGAGCUGCAGGGCGACGGGCCUGGGGAUGCCUCCCUGGUCCUCCGCAACGUCACGCUGCAAGACUACGGGCGCUAUGAGUGCGAAGUCACCAAUGAGCUGGAAGAUGACGCUGGCAUGGUCAAGCUGGACCUGGAAGGCGUGGUCUUUCCCUACCACCCCCGUGGAGGCCGAUACAAGCUGACCUUCGCGGAGGCGCAGCGCGCGUGCGCCGAGCAGGACGGCAUCCUGGCAUCUGCAGAACAGCUGCACGCGGCCUGGCGCGACGGCCUGGACUGGUGCAACGCGGGCUGGUUGCGCGACGGCUCAGUGCAAUACCCCGUGAACCGGCCCCGGGAGCCCUGCGGCGGCCUGGGGGGGACCGGGAGUGCAGGGGGCGGCGGUGAUGCCAACGGGGGCCUGCGCAACUACGGGUAUCGCCAUAACGCCGAGGAACGCUACGACGCCUUCUGCUUCACGUCCAACCUGCCGGGGCGCGUGUUCUUCCUGAAGCCGCUGCGACCUGUACCCUUCUCCGGAGCUGCGCGCGCGUGUGCUGCGCGUGGCGCGGCCGUGGCCAAGGUGGGGCAGCUGUUCGCCGCGUGGAAGCUGCAGCUGCUAGACCGCUGCACCGCGGGUUGGCUGGCCGAUGGCAGUGCGCGCUACCCCAUCGUGAACCCGCGAGCGCGCUGCGGAGGCCGCAGGCCUGGUGUGCGCAGCCUCGGCUUCCCGGACGCCACCCGACGGCUCUUCGGCGUCUACUGCUACCGCGCUCCAGGAGCACCGGACCCGGCACCUGGCGGCUGGGGCUGGGGCUGGGCGGGCGGCGGCGGCUGGGCAGGGGGCGCGCGCGAUCCUGCUGCCUGGACCCCUCUGCACGUCUAGGCUGGGAGUAGGCGGACAGCCAGGGCGCUUGACCACUGGUCUAGAGCCCUGUGGUCCCCUGGAGCCUGGCCACGCCCUUGAAGCCCUGGACACUGGCCACAUUCCCUGUGGUCCCUUACAAACUAACUGUGCCCCUGGGGUCCCUGAAGACUGGCUAGUCCUGGCAGAACAGUACUUUGGAGUUCCCUGGAGCCUGGCCAGCCCUCACCUCUUCUGGAUAGAGGAUUCCCCCAACUCCCCAACUUUCUCCAUGAGGGUCACGCCCCCUGAGGACCUCAGGAGGCCAGCAGAACCCGCAGGCUCCUGAAGACUGGCCACGCCUCCUGAGACCACUUGGAAACAGACCAACUGCCCCCGUGGUCGCCUGGUGGCUGGACCCCCGGGAUUGACUAGAGACCGGCCGUACACCUUCUGCAUCUCACUGGAGACUGAACACUAGUCCCUUGCGGUCACGUGGGACACUGGGCGCCUCCUCCUCCCCCUCCUCCUCACCUGGAGAGACUACAGGAACUUCAGGGUCACUCCCCGUGGUCACAUGGAGGUUGUGGGCCGAGGCGCUUAUUUUCCCUUAUGGUGACCUGAGUCCUGGAGACUCCCAUUCUCCCCCUCUCCCUGAGAGUCCCCUGCAGUUUCUGGGUAACAGGGCACACCCCUCUAGUUUCAUGGGCGAGCACCCCCAUCUGCCACCUCAGACUGACACACAGCCAGCUGGCUCACUUACUGGGGGCCACGUCCCACCCCUCAGAUAUUUCUUUGAAGGGAGAGCAAACCCACCCUGUCCUCUGACGUCCCUUUCCCAACUGUCACCAAACAGACCAUCUUCCCAGGCCUGGGGACCGGUAAGAUCCAUGUCACUAGUUAUGCAGAGCAGUUGCCUUGGGUCCCACUGUCACCAAGGCAACCAGUCCUGCUGCUACCUGUCACCUAGAGUCACACACCCCUUCCCUCAUCAGGCACACCCAUGAAGACAGUGCCUCCCUCCUCCAGCUGUAACCAUGGAUACCACACAUUUCUCAUCUCAUUGGCCCCCACCCCAGAGACCUCCACCUCAACUUCUGGCUGUCCCUACCCUGACUCACCGCCAUGGAGAUCACCCUCCCCGAAGCUGUCGCCAGGGUGACCCAACAUCCAGUUCUCCGGCUCUCACCAUGGAAACAAACUGUCCCUGUCCCCAGGCCCACUCCAGUUCCAGACCACCCUCCAUGCUCCACCCCCAGGCGGUUUGGACCCCACCACUGUUGCCAUGGUGACCAAACUCUGGAGUCCGAGGUAACAGAACACCUGUCCCCCUAGGCUUUUCCUUGUGGACAACGGGGCCCUGUUCACCAAGCUGUUGCCAUAGAGACUGUCAACGUUGUCCUCAUGACAACCAGACUUCCAGUUCUCAGGAACUUCUCAUUGUGGGCCAGAAGUCCUGGGUGCCUCCUACUAGGGCUACCCUACUGCACCCCAUCAGGGGCCUGAUGGCUGCCCCUUCCCCAGACAGGGCUGGACUUCUGGAGCUGCUAAGCCACCCUCCGUUUGCACGUUAACUCUAUGCCGGAUAGCAGCUGUGCACGAGACAAUCUUGCAACACCCGGGCAUGUUUGUCGUCGUCCUACAAAUGAGGAAACCGAGCCUAUGGCGUGCCCUGGUCUGUUGAGAUAUGCAAGCACUGAGCUCCUCUUUUGUCCUCUGAGACCCCAUCUCCAUUCUCACCCAGUUCCUCUCUCCUUCCCUGACCCCCACCCACAUUUCCCUCCUUAGAGAUCCAGGAGGGAUGGAAUGUUCUUUAAAAUUCAACACCCACCAGGCUCUAAGCGGCGAUCUGUGCUAAGAGGUCAGGACCCAGCCGAAGUCCUCGGCGUUGACAGGCAGCUGGGGGGACAUGAUCCAUGGACAAGGCCAUCCCGGCCGUGGGAGACCCCAGUCCCGAAGUCUUGCCUGCAGGAGUACUGGGGUCCCCCUGGGGCCCUCUUUACUGUCACGUCAUCUCUAGGAAACCUAUCUCUGAGUUUUGGGACCAGGUCGGUUUGGGUUUGAAUUCUGCCUCUUCUUGCUCACUGUGUGACCAAGUGACAAACUCCUUCUGAACCUGUGUUCUCCCACUGUACCAGGGCUGUUCUGUGGUCCCCGUGAGUGCCAAGCAUACAGUAGGGGCUCAAUAAAUCCUUGUUUCUUUUGAUGAAUGAGAAAAUGAGGCAGCCAGUGGGUAAUUCCUGUAUAAAUGCACUUUGGUAGAUAAGAUGUUACAAGCUUGGGGGGCUUGGGGUUUUUUUUGUUUUGUUUUUUUGAGAUGGAGUCCUGCCCUGUCGCCCAGGCUGGAGUGCAGUCGUGCAAUCUUGGCUCACUGCAACCUCUGCCUCCCGGGUUCAAGUGAUUCUCCUGCCUCAGCCUCCCGAGUAGCUGGGAUUACAGGUGCCUGCCACCACACCCGGCUAAUUUUUGUAUUUUUAGUAGAGACAGGGUUUCACCAUGUUGGCCAGGCUGGUCUUGAACUCCUGACCUCAGGUGAUCUACCCACCUCGGCCUCCCAAAGUGUUGGGGUUACAGGUGUGAGCCACUGCGCCUGGCCGGGCUUGAUUUUUAUUCUCUUUGGAAGUGGGGUCCUUCAUUCCUCCCCCACCUCCCCAAUCUCUUGCUCCUCUUUCUUCCCCCAUCCUGUGCCCACUGUCUCCCUUUAGCCACCCACCAUGGGUCUGCUCCUUGUCAACUCUGUCCUGACUGGGUCAUUGACAAGAUCCAGGGCAUGAAAUUCGGGAAACUGGAAGGGGGGUUCCUGUACCAGGAAGGGAGAGACAUUACAAACUUUCCCUGACAUGAAUAUGUGGGCUGAGGGCAGGGGCUGAGGAAGCACUGGAAGUUUCUAGGAUACAACAAAGCAUGAAGAGAAAAAAUAGUGUAAGGUCCUGACCGUGCACAGUGGAUCAUGCCUAUAAUCCCAGCACUUUAAGAGACCAAGGUGGGAGGAUUGCUUGAGCCAGAAGGUCGAGGCUGCAGUGAGCCAUGAUUGUACCACUGCACUCCAGCUUGGGCGACGGAGUGAGACCCUGUCUCAAAAAAUAAAAAUAAGUAAAUCUCC